AUGGCGCAGCUCCUACGUCUCGCCGCCGCCGUCGCGCUGCUCGUCUUCCUCGCCGCGACGGCUCCUGCGGCCGACGCUGGCCGGGGCGCCCCCACCUCCGCCGCCCCGCCUCUGGCGGCUCGCCUGCGCGCCUUCUCCGUCUCCCUCGACGAGGCCGGCGAGGACGGCGGCGGCGCCGGCGGUUUCGCGGAGUGCUGGGACGCGCUGACGAGGCUGGGGUCGUGCACGAGCGAGAUCGUGCUCUUCUUCGUCAACGGCGAGUCGUACAUCGGGCCCGAGUGCUGCGUCGCCAUCCGCGGCGCCACGCGGCACUGCUGGCCCUCCAUGCUCGCCGCCGCCGGCUUCACCGCCGAGGAGGCCGACGUCCUGCGCGGGUUUUGUGACGCCGAGGCCGCACACAAGGGCAGCCCGCCCCCCGCGGGGCCCGUCCCCGCGCCCGGGAAGCCUCUCGUGUGAUCGUGUCGGGAUCCUCCAAUAAAAAAGCUCCGUGCCAGUGUCAAUUUUGCUUGGGCCUUGGGCUUCUACACGCGCACGUUUGCUGCUGAAUAUAUGCAUUGUGUUUCUGGUUUUGUAAGAAUGUGCCAACGAUGAUGGUGCAAGGCUAAUAAAACGGAUUGAGUGCACCAGCAUGCUCA
Molecule: messenger RNA, 635 nt
Organism: Setaria italica (foxtail millet)
Lineage: Eukaryota; Viridiplantae; Streptophyta; Magnoliopsida; Poales; Poaceae
Product: egg cell-secreted protein 1.4
Exons: 2
Coding region: 1-456 (151 amino acids)
Biological process (GO): double fertilization forming a zygote and endosperm
Source: RefSeq, a predicted model, not a curated record